GACACUGCAGCUGUAUGUCCGGACAUGUAGAUCUCAUAGCGGCUUGGCCUUUGUUAGCGAGUCGGUAAGAAGAACCAAGAAAGCCAGAGGAGCCGCAUUCAUGCACUUACAGGAAGGAAAAUGAUCAUCUGCACGAAAAACAUGGAUUAUCGCUUUGGAACCCAGUGCCAGUUUGUUCAAAAUCAGGUGAUGGUGAACUCUGAGAAAGACCGUGCCUCUCUCUUGUGUAUGAAGGCUCUGGCCAACAGGGGGCGCCUGGACUCGGUGUCUCAGCAGAUGGCCUCUCACCCACAGUAUCUGGAGAGCUUCCUGCGCACACAGCACUACAUCCUCUAUAUGGAUGGCCCGUUGCCCCUGCACUACCGCCACUACAUUGCCAUCAUGGCUGCGGCACGGCAUCACUGUAGGUACCUGGUGUCUCUGCACUCAGCUCAGUUUCUGCGUGUGGACGGAGACCCGUUAUGGCUUCAGGGGUUGGAGGCCGCACCCCCUCGUCUACGGCACCUCGAUCACAUCAACAAGGUCCUGGCCCAUCAGCCUUGGCUCACGGCACGCUCGCAUAUUCAGGCUCUGCUGAAGACGGGAGAGCAGUGCUGGUCUCUGGCUGAGCUUGUUCAGGCCGUGGUUCUGCUGGCCCACUGUCACUCCCUUUGCAGUUUUGUUUUCGGUUCUGGUUCGGACUCAGACUCCAUUCCCACUCCCAGAGUGCAUCACGGCACGCCCCCUGGCUACUGUCUCUGUGAUGCUGCCAAUGGCAACACGGCCUUAUUGCCACCUCCUGCUGGACCCACAGAGAAGGCGCCACGACGAAGGUCCUUAGACUCCAGCUGUGAAGUCGCUUACCUUCGAGAACAAAUUCAAAAAUCACAGGAGGAGAUUAAGGAAAGAAAAGCAGACCGACUCCAUUCGCAGACACUCUCACAUGCAGAUGUGGAGGAGGAGGACGAGGCGAUGUUCUCCGCAGACCCCUCCCGCUUCGUCACAGAUCCAGAAUUCGGCUACCAGGAAUUCGCCAGACGGGAGGAGGACCAUUUCCAAGUAUUCCGGGUGCAGGACUAUUCGUGGGAGGAUCACGGCUUCUCGUUGGUGAACAGGCUCUAUUCUGAUAUAGGGCACUUGUUAGACGAGCGAUUCCGCAAUGUGGCCUCCCUCCCUUUCCCACACAGCCCUGAUCUCAAACGCGCCAUCUGGAAUUACAUUCAUUGUAUAUAUGGAAUUAGAUACGAUGACUAUGACUAUGGCGAAGUCAACCGGUUACUGGAGCGUGGACUGAAACUUUAUAUUAAAGCUGUGGCCUGCUAUCCUGACUCCAGCAAGACCCCUCUAUGCCCAUUGUCCUGGGCCCAUAUCAAAGCUUCAGAGAAGGUUCAUGUAAAUUUGUUAGUGAUGGAGGCACGUCUGCAGGCCGAGCUGCUGUACGCUCUCAGAGCCAUCACUCAAUACAUGAUCGCGUAGGACACGAGCGUUCGUCGUCGCAGAGGGACAUGGUACAACAAAAGUCAAGGCAAAGAAAUACAAGCAGAGACUUAGUCUCUCCGUCUCUGUAUUUGUUGUCUCUGAGUUUACUGGUGUGACGCAAGGUACUGCUGUGAAACGUUUCUUUGCCAAAGGUGAAACUUUAAGAAAAAAAAAAGGUGCAAAGCAAUCGCUCUCACCCCUGCUGUCAUUUUGCAUGUGUUUCUCCUACUCCUCAAUUUUGUUUCUGUAUUUGUCCUCCUUUUUCUACCUUUUUUAGUAUCUUUAUCCCAAAUGGUUAAUGUGCAAUUAUUUUUAUUUACUUGUUGUUAUUAAUAUUCUCCCAUUUGUUUGGUUUGUUUGUUUGUUUUUUUGCUGUUUGCUAUUCAACUGAGUGGAAAGAGAGGAAAAAGUGUCCAACUGUCCAUUUCCCAAGGUAUCAAAAUCUGGAAAGGUCACAGCCAAUUAAAGUCACUGUUUACAGAAAGUGAGUGAAUGGACAAACACGGCUUCCAGAUAUUUAAUUUUUUGAAUGUGGAAUAGUGAGACCAGAGCAAAAUGUAACAAAAAUGGUAAGAGAAGGUUCAACGGCUGUAACUUUUUUUCUUUUUAAAUUAGCACUUUUAAGACAGUAUCUAUCUAUCUCAAUAAGCUUUCGGCUGUGGCUCAUCUACGUACUGUUUUCGCUCAUUUAGAUCGAUUAGCAUUGAUGUUUUUUUCCAAAAUCUUCCACACGCUCUCUUCUCUGCGUGGGUGCUACAAGCGAUUAAAAUGGGUACAUUUAUAGGAUCCAUAAUUAUAGUCCGAUUCAUCUCAGUAGGCAUCUAAACAGCUUUACAAUGUGAAGAUCUGAAUUUGAUGGGUUCAGAGCAGUUAAAGGAAUCGCUUUUUGCUAAACUACUUUUCUUUGUGGUAGUGUUCUCAGUGUUUCUUAGGGCGGACAGUCAGUUUUACCUGCUCUAUACGAACUGGCCAAAUUAACACAGUAUGUAUUUGAACUUUGGCUAAUUUGGAAAACAGUUACUGAAGUGAUUCUGAAAGGACCAGCAUUUAGCGUUUAGGUUAAUGUUGUGCUGGCGUCUCCAGUGAAGAUAUUUGCAUCAGCAACAAUUAGGACUUUUUUAAAAACUAUUUUACCAUGUAAAAGUCACCUUGUGUGUGAGAAGGAGCUCAGAAUAAGCUUAAAAUGUGAUUUUUAAUGUCGACACGCUGGUUUAGAUCAAAUGAAGGACUUUUGGCAGAUUUGUGGUCAGCCUGUCGCUAUCCUUCCGGUAACUGACCUGCACAAAAUUGCAAUUUUUUUUUUUUUUUUUUUGGUUUUGCACUGAACCUUUUGCACAAAACCCUACAAGUGUGGUUGCAGCUGGCAGCUGUCAUUGUUACAAACUGCUUGGAGGCAAAGCCCCUCUGAUGCCAUUAAUAUAUUUAAUGUCCAGUUUUGUUGACAAGGCCAAAAACUUGUACUGUGUUAAACUCUCAUCAGUUUUGGUACCUAAUUACAGUUGGCAGAAUGACUUGGGCAACACCUAUGGUUGAUUUGUGUGUUUAUUUUUAAACAUUGCAUUACUUCUGUUCCUGUUUAUGUGUCUUGUCAUUUUGAGGGUUGUUGAUGUCUGUUUUGCUCUUGUCUGAAAUGUUUGGAUUGAGAAACCAAGGUAUGUAAAUCAGCAGAAAUGUGUACAGGAGCCGCAGUCUGUGCCUUUUGACUACUGAUGAGUCACGGCUCAUCAGUAUGGCUAAACUGGACUCAGAGCUAAGCCUCCAUGCUACUGCAUUAAUUCAGGCUGAGAACGGAAGAUGUUCGUCACCCGACGGUAAUGAACGUCAGGAGACGUUUGGGUAGGACUGCAGCACGGCCAUUCUACCUUAAGCGGGACUGUCUUAAAUGCUUGUUCUCGAAUGGCGGUCUGCCACAUCCCUGAAACGUGGAGACUUCCAGACUGUUUUCACCAGCUCAGCUGGAAGACGUUAAGGACUGUGCCUCAGCGUGAGGGGACUGAACGAGCAUGGCUAUUGCCAAAAUGUUUAUUUACCACGUAAAUGUAGGAAUUAUAAAAAUUUAAACUGACCAAAAGAAAAAAAAAACAACAAAUCUUGAAAAAAACAAGCAAAAAAAGUUUUGAAAAUGUGAAAGCUUAUUUUUUCUAUAAAGAUAUGCAAUAUCA
Labeo rohita (rohu) is the source of this 3620-nucleotide messenger RNA. RefSeq names its product sestrin 4 (gene sesn4). The record is from RefSeq and is a predicted model, not a curated record. Gene Ontology annotation, molecular function: oxidoreductase activity, acting on peroxide as acceptor; L-leucine binding. The transcript is spliced from 8 exons. Gene Ontology annotation, cellular component: nucleus. Gene Ontology annotation, biological process: positive regulation of macroautophagy; negative regulation of TORC1 signaling; cellular response to leucine starvation. Bases 121 to 1455 code for a protein of 444 amino acids. Lineage: Eukaryota; Metazoa; Chordata; Actinopteri; Cypriniformes; Cyprinidae.